Molecule: messenger RNA, 1089 nt
Organism: Effrenium voratum
Lineage: Eukaryota; Dinophyceae; Suessiales; Symbiodiniaceae
Source: the annotation of a GenBank genome assembly
GAAUGCGCGUGGUUUGGAGCGGGAUGAUGACUUCGCCUUCAUGUUCCUGUCUGAGGAGGACGCCUAUGCCGAGGGGGGCACAGCGCUGGCCGAAGCAUGGCUGGAAGUGGCCGGCCAGGCAUACGAGCGGCUGAUGCCGGCGGCUGUAGCUGGGCGGCGAGCGCAGCAUCUGCUCACCUUCUCGGAGAGGGCAGCCGUCAUCAAUGCCCUCAAGACCCGGGCUGAGGUGCGCACGCACAUGGAAGGAAGGGGUUGUCCUCUCCCUCCCCAGCAUGUGGAUGUCGACUUUCUUUCAGUACAGAACUUCAGCACCGGCAAGGGCUAUGGCAUCAUUGAAGUGCUUGGCGAAGCAGUCCAAGCUGCCGUUGGACCUGGGGGCGAUCCAGCUCUCGGCGAAGCAGCCCAGGCUCAGGAAUCUGCCUGGCAGGCUGCAGUGGCGGAGCCGCCCAUGCUCCCCAUGCUGGAGGACAUGAUCGUGUCCAAGUACAGGGCCAAUGACCCAGUAUGGUCAGCCCUGCUGGGCUGGUGGCUGACAGCCACCGGAGUUCUUUGCUACGCGCACGUCAUGAGGUCAUGGCCCAGGCGGUUGAGCCACUCCACUUUUCACGGACGGUGCUCCAGAGGCAAACAACGGCAGAACAGGCAGGGGUUCGACUUCUGCAUCCCUGCUGUUUUCGCCUGUAGCUGGCCCUGGGGGCAGAUUGCGGCGAGGUACGCCCUUUCCUUGCGCACCAAGCACAAAGUCCUUGUCAUUGCCCAUGCCCUACAGGCGUUUGAUGCCUGGGAGGUGAUCCCGCCGGAGGCAGUGGAGGCGGUGCUGCCGGCGGCGGAGAAGGCGGUUGGCGCCGCAGUUGCUCAGGACAGUGCGGCCUUAUGGAGCUCGCCAGCGGAGAAGGCGGACAUCAAGAAGCGCCUGGUGAUGUUGAAGCAGCGCCAGAGCACCACUGCAGUGCGCCAGGCCAGUGGGCGUAGGCGGGGGUCGCAUGUGGAGAUGCCCAGCGCCAUCAAGGGCAAGAAGGUGUCGCCCACGCUCCGUGAUGGGGCACUGCGUGUGCGCUGUGGCAAUCCGGGGCAUGUGCCCAGUCGGAG